Akanthomyces muscarius is the source of this 1704-nucleotide messenger RNA. RefSeq lists its product as uncharacterized. Gene Ontology annotation, molecular function: carbohydrate:proton symporter activity. Bases 1 to 1704 code for a protein of 567 amino acids. The transcript has 4 exons. Gene Ontology annotation, cellular component: membrane. Gene Ontology annotation, biological process: carbohydrate transport; transmembrane transport. The record is from RefSeq and is a predicted model, not a curated record. Lineage: Eukaryota; Fungi; Ascomycota; Sordariomycetes; Hypocreales; Cordycipitaceae.
AUGGCAGGCGGCGUCAAGAAACCUGUUAACAUCUUCCGUCUCAAGGACCUCGGCGAGCCCGCCGGUGUCUUCAACUGGCGUCUGUGGUUUGCCGUCGUCUCUUUUGGUCUCCUCGGCGCCGCACGCGGUAUCGACGAGGGUCUCAUUUCCGGUGCCUUCAACUCUGAUGAUUUCCAAAAUGCCAUUCACAUCAAGAAUUACGACACGGUUCAAAGGGCCAACAUCAAGGCGAAUGUGUCCUCGAUGGUCCAGCUCGGCUCUGUCGCCGGCGCUAUGAUUGCAUUUAUUGUUUGCGAUCGAAUCGGACGUAUCCAGGCCACUCGGUUCCUCUGCACGCUCUGGAUCGUCGGUAUCAUCAUCUUCAUGGUCGGCGGCGUUAAUGGCAACCUCGGUGCGAUUUAUGCCGGUCGUUUCAUUGCCGGCCUUGGCGUUGGACAGACCCCCGUUGUCGGCCCCGUUUACAUUGCCGAGAUUGCGCCUGCCUCAAUUCGUGGUUUGUGCACAUGCUUCUUCACUGGUGCUGUGUACCUAGGAAUCGUUCUGGCUUACUUCACCAACUAUGGCGCAUCGAUUCAUAUUUCGAAUACUAGCCACAAUCAAUGGCUCGUGCCUACCAGCCUGCACAUCAUCAUGGCGGGGCUCAUCUUGAUUCUCAUGUUCUUCCAAUAUGAAUCGCCUCGCUUCCUCGUCAAGCAGGGCAAGCCCGACAAGGCCGCCAAGGUGCUCUCUUACAUCCGCCACCAAGCACCUGACAGCGACUACGUCGUUGGUGAGACUGCCAUGAUCCAGGCCGCGCUGGAUCAUGAGAUGGAGGCCACCCGCGGCGUAGGCUUCUUUGGCAUGGUCAAGGAAAUGUUUCUCGACAAGAGUAACCUGUACCGUGUGUAUCUCGCCACCAUGGUGCAGCUCCUUUCUCAGUGGUCCGGUGCUGGAUCCAUCACACUCUAUGCGAAUGAUCUUUUCGCCCUUGUUGGAAUCACUGGAAAACAGGAGGGCCUUCUCGUCACUGCCGUCUUUGGCAUUGUCAAACUGAUCGCGGCAAUGGCUUGCGCUCUCUUCCUGGUGGAUGUCAUCGGUCGCAAACGUUCGCUGCUCCUCGGCAUUACACUGCAAUCCAUCUCUAUGAUUUAUGUCGCCAGCUUUCUUACUAGCGUGCCUCAGCUCGGAGUUGUCAAGGGAUACGUGGUCCCCGAGAAGGAUGCCGCAGCCAGUCGUGGUGCCAUCGCUAUGAUAUAUCUGUCUGGUGUAGGCUGGGCCUUGGGUUGGAACUCUAUGCAGUAUCUUUUGACUGCAGAAUUGUUCCCUCUUCGCAUCCGAGCAUUGGCAACAUCCUGGGCAAUGACUUUGCACUUCGCCAACCAGUACGGCAACACCCGAGCUCUCCCCAACAUGCUGCUUUCAGUUGCCAACGGCGGCAUCUCUCCUAAGGGCACUUUCUGGUGCUUCGCAGCUAUUACCAUUCUUGGUGGAGCGUGGGUUCUCGUCUCUGUCCCCGAGACAAGCGGCCGUUCCCUCGAGAGCAUGGACCGUCUCUUCGAUCUUCCCUGGUACAAGAUUGGUCUCUACGGCAACCGGGACGCCGAGCUGCAGGACGAGGCGUACAACGAAAAGGAGCAAGCAGCCCACGAGAUGCAUGGCAUGGGCCAGCACGUCGAGUCAGCGGGGCAGCACAUCGAGGAGAAGCCUCGCACGAUUGGAGUUUGA